CGGAGUAGGGUUUUAAACGUAGUUACCUCAAAACUUAAGACUGCCUCUUCCCGUCCUAAAGAGAGAGAAAGGUAGGAAAGAUGGUGCAGAGACUGACUUACAGGAAGCGCCAUAGCUAUGCCACGAAAUCCAACCAACACCGUGUCGUCAAAACCCCUGGUGGGAAGUUGGUGUAUCAGACAACCAAGAAGAGGGCUAGUGGUCCUAAGUGCCCCGUCACUGGAAAGAGGAUUCAGGGGAUUCCACAUUUGAGACCAACAGAGUAUAAGAGAUCCAGAUUGUCUAGGAACAGGAGGACUGUGAAUCGUGCCUAUGGUGGAGUUUUGUCUGGAGGAGCAGUGAGGGAAAGGAUUGUCCGAGCUUUCUUGGUGGAAGAGCAAAAAAUUGUUAAGAAGGUUUUGAAGAUCCAAAAAACCAAAGAAAAAUUGGCAGCUAAGAGCUAAGCAGAGAGUUUUUAGGGAAUCUUCUUUUAAGUUUUAAUGAAAUUUUGACAUUCAAGUGUUUACUAUAUGUGUGCUACAAGUGACUUGAUUGCUACAACAAUUUGAGGAGCAUUUUGCUUUAGUUGGUUA
Molecule: messenger RNA, 572 nt
Organism: Lycium barbarum (goji berry)
Lineage: Eukaryota; Viridiplantae; Streptophyta; Magnoliopsida; Solanales; Solanaceae
Product: large ribosomal subunit protein eL34
Exons: 4
Coding region: 81-443 (120 amino acids)
Biological process (GO): ribosome biogenesis; translation
Cellular component (GO): cytosolic large ribosomal subunit; ribosome
Molecular function (GO): structural constituent of ribosome
Source: RefSeq, a predicted model, not a curated record